Molecule: messenger RNA, 651 nt
Organism: Pneumocystis jirovecii RU7
Lineage: Eukaryota; Fungi; Ascomycota; Pneumocystomycetes; Pneumocystales; Pneumocystaceae
Product: Ran GTPase-binding protein MOG1
Exons: 3
Coding region: 1-651 (216 amino acids)
Biological process (GO): protein import into nucleus
Cellular component (GO): nucleus
Molecular function (GO): small GTPase binding; guanyl-nucleotide exchange factor activity
Source: RefSeq, a predicted model, not a curated record
AUGACAAUUUUAAGAAAUCUUUUUGGCGGUGCUAUUACUACAUAUAUUCCUGAAGAUUUUGUAGAUGCAAGUCAAUUUAGACAAAUACCAGAUCAUCAAGAAGUAUUAGUAAAUGUUAAUGAUGAAAGAAGUCUUAUGAUUGAAAUCCUAGAAUUUGCAUCUGUAGAAGAUACAGAUGUUGCAAAGUUUCAUUUUGAUGUUUUAGCAAAAGAUAAUGAUGCAGAAGAAAGUUUAAUCUUAGAUACAUCACAUAUUACUUUGGAAAGUAAACAUACAGUUUAUCUUCUUGAAGGAAUACAAAAAGUAUUUAAAUAUGAUAAACGAACAACUAAUCAAAAUGAACAAACUCAAUAUAUUCCGUCUAUACCCUAUGUUAUAAUUUUAUUAUCUGUUUUACGUUUACAUGAGAAAUCUACUGACAUUGUCAUAACUAUAAAUGUUCCAUUUUCAGAAAUACAAGGUUUACCUUUAUUUCUCAAAGAUUCAGAACUUUUAGUACAAGAAUCAACAAGCACUUUAAAUUUGAACCGUUUAGAUCUUUUAAAAGAUGUUUUUAAUAUACAAGAAAUACAAUUUUUGACAAAAAAAAUGCUUUUAAAUCUUUUAAAUACUUUUCAUAUUCAUGACUGGUCAUUAUUUCAAAAUAGUUAG